AGCUACAUAGCUUCCACAGCUAGCUCUCUCUCUAUUCCCAAGAUCACCAACCACAUCAAGAGAAGCCCGAAAGAUGAAUCCUCCAAACACCAAUCUUCGCGCCUUCAACCUCGCCGUAUCAACCCUUCUCAGUAAUCCCGCCAACUUCCUCCCUCACCUUACUGUCCCAACAUUUACCCACCUCCCCGAACAAAUCGGCCCCGCCAUCUCCGAAGCCUUAGCAACGCCCACAAGCACCACAAGCACCACAAGCACCCUUGAAAAAUCCCCGCAGAUUCGCGCCCUGGUUCUUGAUAAAGACAACACCCUCUGUCCCGCCCGGACUACGACCUUUCCGCCGGAAAUCGUUGCCAAGCUCACCGCGCUGCGCACAUCCUCGACAUCCCCCUUCAACCUGACCGCAUCCCCAAACUCGGUCCUGAUUGUCUCGAACCGCGCCGGGAGCCACCCACGCUAUGAUGACGAAGUCCACCACCUCGAGACACAGCUGGGGGACCUCAAAAUUCCCGUGUAUCGGUUGCCGCCGGGGACGGCUAAGAAACCAUUCUGCGGGGCGCAGGUGUUAGCGUGGUUCCAGGAACGUGGGGUAGUGGCGCGCGCCGACGAGAUCGCGGUUGUAGGCGAUCGUUUGGGGACGGAUGUCUUGAUGGCACGGGAGAUGGGUGCCUGGAGUAUCUGGUGUCGGGAUGGGAUCGAUCCCAGUGGAAAGCGCGGGGAUGCCAACGUACUGGAGCGCAUGGAGAUGUGGGUAGAACGAUAUCUGCGGGUAAAUCGAGGGUUAAAGAGCCCCGUUCCGAAGGGCUUUGCUCAAUGA
This is a messenger RNA of Aspergillus saccharolyticus JOP 1030-1, 814 nucleotides long. RefSeq names its product phosphatidylglycerophosphatase. Gene Ontology annotation, molecular function: phosphatidylglycerophosphatase activity. Bases 74 to 814 code for a protein of 246 amino acids. The record is from RefSeq and is a predicted model, not a curated record. The transcript has a single exon. Lineage: Eukaryota; Fungi; Ascomycota; Eurotiomycetes; Eurotiales; Aspergillaceae.